AUGGCUGCCGCUGCCAGGUCGCUCCUCCGCUCCUCCGUUUACAUUCUCCACGCUACUCCAGCGACACCGUCAUCCCUCAGCCUAGGUGUGCGUCCUUCCGUCCGCCACGCGUUGGCUGCGCCCCUUCGCAUCGUAAGGUUGCCCGUGGAGGCGAGCGUCUGCCUCGAGUCGCUGCUGCCGCUGCACAGCGCCACCGGCGCCGCGAGGAUCAAGUCCAAGCUCGACGCCGGGCCCGGCCAGGGCCUCGGCUGGCUCAUUGAAGAUAAUUGA
Messenger RNA from Aegilops tauschii subsp. strangulata, 270 nucleotides. The record is from RefSeq and is a predicted model, not a curated record. Lineage: Eukaryota; Viridiplantae; Streptophyta; Magnoliopsida; Poales; Poaceae.